Molecule: messenger RNA, 1064 nt
Organism: Microbotryum saponariae
Lineage: Eukaryota; Fungi; Basidiomycota; Microbotryomycetes; Microbotryales; Microbotryaceae
Source: the annotation of a GenBank genome assembly
AUGAUACGCUACGCAUCAAGUUCAAGCCGGCUGCUUUUCAAAGAGGUUGGUGACGACUUCGAACCCCGGCCGAUUCAGAUCAAUGCAAUUGCUGGUCUCCUCGAGCUCGACAGGAAGCGCGGAUGGUCCGGCAAAAGUACGCUUUUUGAAGCAAUAAAUCUCGUGUUCAGUAAGCGAGCAGUUACAAUCAUCGUCAGUCCCUUAAAAUCAUUGAAUAAGCAUCAGGUAAGCAAAUUUCCUGCUGGCCAAUGUGUCGGGCGUCUACUGACGGUCACGCUCUGAGCAUUCAACAGGCCGCAAAGCUAUGCAUGAGGGGCAAGCAGGCCGUUGUUGUGUCCAAAAAAACGUGGGAAGACGGCACAUUAUACGAGCCAUUGAAAGGUCCACUUUGCAAAGUCGAGUACAUCUUCAUUGUAAGCUUCAAGACCUUGUGACCUUGCCUUUUCUGCUUCACGUUGGCUGACCAUCGUCUAUUGUACGGCAUUGUUGAUUUCGCAAGUCUUUACGACGCGGCAAUCAAGAUCGCCGAGUGGGGACUCACUGGACGAAAAGACCGAGUCGGCGCUAUGGCGCAUACAACCGAGGAUUCCAACCCAUUUCGCGCCGAGUAUGCUCAAAUUGUUCAAAAACAUUUCGGAAUUGGCUGUCAAGCUUUCUUCCUCACUGCGGGUGCUCCACCCGACAAAAUCGUCGAAAUUCCAGCAGUUGCCAAAGUCUCCAAAUCGCGAGCUUUGUUUGCCAAAGCCAACCUGUUCCGCCCUAAUCUACGCAACAUCGUCGUCAAAUUGAGACCUCAAACCAAGGUUGUAAUGACAGAUGUUCUCAAAAUCUGCAAUAGCAGGGAGGGAACAUUGAUCGGACUUUCUGCAGUCAAGGUCGAUUCUCCGCUUGCUCGAAAGUUCACCGCGGUGCGAUCGGAGUACAAGAGAAACGAGGAUAUCGAUGACUUCGAGUCAAUCUUGCAGACAAGUUGUAAGCGUUUGCUUGCCCCGUAUGCCAAGGUGAAAAAAACCUUUACGAUGUUGCAGGGCGUUGCUUUGACGAUCGCACGUGUACACGAGUAG